CCAAAGGUUAAAGCCAUAAAUUAACUAGUGGCCGUAGUGAAGGUAAUAAUUAAAAAAUUUCUAACUAUUGUUGCUCAUUGUUAUUGUAAGCAUAAGCAGUCUUCCGUCAUGAUAAUUUUAUUGAAGUUGUUCGUUUUCGCUUUUGAAUAUUCCGUUGAUAAAAUUUUAUAGACAUCAUGCAGCGAUAAAUAUUUAAUACUAAAUAAAUAAAUAAAUUUUGAUUGUCUCAAUAAAUAAAUAACCAACAAUUGAUACAUAUUUUUUUAAGUUUAUUGGAGUAAACAUUUAAACAAUUAACAUGUGCUACACCAUGGACAUCACCAGAUUUAGGUGAUAAUGAUUAUCGAUAAAAAAUUAAAUUCCAAGAGGUUAUAAUUAAGGAGAUAGAUAAAAAUAUAUACAUAUAUAUUACUGGAAAAGGAUGUAUUGUCUACAGUGGCUGAUACCAGUUCUGCUGAUUCCAAAACCAGUGAAUCCUGCACUGCUUCCAACUCAUGUCAUGUUCAUGGUGCUCUACCUCAUAGGAUUUUUUUUGGAGCGACGACCAUGCAUUAUAUGCAGCCUUGUAUUUUUUAUUGCCGUAUCAUUAAUUUGUUACAGUGGUGUUGGUAAUUGUUUAUUUUGGAGUAAUACCUGCGAUUUAAUUAAAUGCCAGAGUGAUUGAUCUUUUUUUUUAAAUGAUACUCAAUUUAGCGGAAGUCUUAUAAUUCUUGAAUUUUUUUAAAAGUGAUAAAUUAUAAAAAAAAAAUAUUUCAAAUAAUUGCACCAAGUUUUAAUUUUCUACAUGUGCAUAUUUUAAAAUUUUUUCUUUUUGUAAUUGAUGAGUUGGAAAAAAUUUGAAAAUUUUAAAUUGUCUGCUAACUUUAGGGUCAUUUUUUAAAAGUCAUGAUUUAUAUAAUUGAAUUAAAUAGCGAUAAUGAUAAUUAAAGGAAGAACUAUAGGUAAUAGAUAGUAAUGAUGACAAUGAUUGAACAAUUAAAUGUAUCAAAAAAUUUUCAUAAUGUACAUAAGUAUGAAAGGUGUUGAAUCGUGAGAAACGUGUAAUUUCGUUUUAGUAUUUUACGCACUGAUACGGUAGCCAUAAAAAAAUAUUCACUGUAAAUAUUACAUUAGCAUAAUUAAUUAAUUAAAUGAUUGUAAUUAUUAUUAGUUGGUAAUUGGUAUCAGAGUACGUAAGACAGCGAUUGUUAUUUAUUAUAAUUGAAAUAAUAAAUAUUGAUGAGUGCAAAUUACCCAAACUCAUUGCUUAGAUAAUGUAGUUAUGAUUAUUUAGAUUUGAAUACUGUUAUAAUGAUACGAUACCUGUUUGCAUACGGGUGUAAUGUAAUAUUGAAUAUUUUUUAAAUUUAUUAUCGACUACUGCCUUGAAUUGUUUAUCACGACACUUUCGUAGCUAUGAAUUUUUAAUUAUGCUUGUAAUCAUUUAUAUAACUAUUGUAUAUUAUGUACAUGGUAUUAGUAACUAAAAUAAUAAUUUUUUUUAUUAUGUCUAUAUAUAAUAAUAAUAACAAUGAUUCCAACAAUAAAUACAAUAAUAGACUCAGUUAUGAAUAUUUUUACCAUUAAAUAUUCAUAAUAACGUAUUUUUAAAAGCAAUUUAUUGUAAACAUAUAUACAUAUUGAUGCUGUAUGAUAAAAAAAUUUUCUUUAUAUUUAAAUGAUAAAUUAUAAAUAAUAAAAU
Messenger RNA from Microplitis demolitor, 1681 nucleotides. It is a transcript of the gene bc10, whose product is annotated as bladder cancer-associated protein. The record is from RefSeq and is a predicted model, not a curated record. The transcript is spliced from 2 exons. NCBI's taxonomy places the organism in Eukaryota, Metazoa, Arthropoda, Insecta, Hymenoptera, Braconidae. The coding region runs from base 422 to 664 and encodes 80 amino acids.